AUGUUUUCAGAGAUAUGCUAUGAAAUCAAUGGUGUGGAGGUGGAUGGUAUAUGCAAUCCUGGAGUUACCAGCCUAAUAAAGAAAGCUGUUAUAUUUGAACGUGAUGAAUGGACCAAGUUGGAAGGAGCUGGCUACAAGUUUAGCCAAUCUCAUGGAUUCACUGAUUCUGCUGCCAAUGGAGCUGACACUACAAUCAUGGAUGUGCCUUUGAGAUACCUGCUGGGCUUUGCCGAAGACUAUAGACAGAUUUCACUUAAUGUGAAACAAGAGCUGGUGUUGAGGGUCAGCCCCAACUUUCAUGACUAUGUGAAUGUUGCUGCUGCCAAUGUAGCAAUCACAAAGCUUUUAUGGAGAAUGCCUUAUGUGGAAGUGGCAGAUGAUGUGAAACUGCAUCUGCUACAUAUUGUGCAGAAUGACACACCCAUCAUUAUACUAUUUGGACAUUGGGAGUUGUAUACCUAUCCAACUUUACAGCAGACAAGAAAGCAUACAUGGACUGUCAAGUCAACAUCACAGCAAGAAAAGCCACAAUACAUUGUGGUUGGGCUACAGACUGCAAGACGAGGUAUGGCAGCAGCUAACAGUUCUCACUUUGACAAGUGUAAUAUGGAGGAUGUUCGAGUGUUUUUAAACAGCAGAUACUACCCAUGUGAGAGCAUUGAUGGUGAUGAUAAUUGUAUCUACAACAUGUAUGCAGCUUUCAAUGGAGUCUACAACCAUGGUAAUGCUCGUGCAAGCAACCCUCUGUUUGGAAAGAGUGCCAUUGGUAAUGGAAAAAUAAUGUUGUUUGCUUUUGAUUGCUCCCACCAAAAUUAG
Molecule: messenger RNA, 816 nt
Organism: Nilaparvata lugens (brown planthopper)
Lineage: Eukaryota; Metazoa; Arthropoda; Insecta; Hemiptera; Delphacidae
Exons: 1
Coding region: 1-816 (271 amino acids)
Source: RefSeq, a predicted model, not a curated record